This is a messenger RNA of Coregonus clupeaformis (lake whitefish), 976 nucleotides long. RefSeq names its product vicilin-like seed storage protein At2g18540. The record is from RefSeq and is a predicted model, not a curated record. The transcript is spliced from 7 exons. Bases 95 to 976 code for a protein of 293 amino acids. NCBI's taxonomy places the organism in Eukaryota, Metazoa, Chordata, Actinopteri, Salmoniformes, Salmonidae.
UCUGCAGGUCAAAGUGAGUAAUAAAAGUGAGAGUGUCCAAAAGAAAGAUGGGAAUGACAAAGUAACAGCGCCAAAGACAGAGGCAGAGCUCCUUAUGGACAAAUUUGAGAGGAUGGCAGAAGAGGAGAGAAUUUGGCCUUGUCAGAAGGAUAGGAGAGAUAAAGACCAGGCCAAAGAGAUAGAGGGAAAGAGAAAGGAGGAGGAGGUGCUGUCUAAAGAAGAGCAGCGCAGGCUGAGGAAUGAGAAGGCCUUACAGGAACACCUGGACAGGGUAAAGAAUCCGGAAUUGACAGGCAAACAGACCAGACAACCACAAUGUAAAGAUUACUCUAUUUUCACUGCAUCAGGGCUAAAGAGCAAGGACCCGCAUGAUCAACAGUCAGCAAAAUGCAAAGAUUUCUCUGUGUUUUCCACGAGCAGUCAAGGCGUGGCCAAGGUCCCCCAGGUCAAAGUGAGUAAUAAAAGUGAGAGUGUCCAAAAGAAAGAUGGGAAUGACAAAGUAACAGCGCCAAAGACAGAGGCAGAGCUCCUUAUGGACAAAUUUGAGAGGAUGGCAGAAGAGGAGAGAAUUUGGCCUUGUCAGAAGGAUAGGAGAGAUAAAGACCAGGCCAAAGAGAUAGAGGGAAAGAGAAAGGAUAAGGAGGUGCUGUCUAAAGAAGAGCAGCGCAGGCUGAGGAAUGAGAAGGCCUUACAGGAACACCUGGACAGGGUAAAGAAUCCGGAAUUGACAGGCAAACAGACCAGACAACCACAAUGUAAAGAUUACUCUAUUUUCACUGCAUCAGGGCUAAAGAGCAAGGACCCGCAUGAUCAACAGUCAGCAAAAUGCAAAGAUUUAUCCAUCUUUUCAGCUGAUGCUCAGACGCAGCAGUGCAAAGAUGUCUCCAUGGUUACUGCAACUGAGUCAAAGACUCUGAACCCUCAGAAGGACCAGCCUGCAAAGUGCAAAGGUAAAGACCAGGGCCCGGUUUCCUGA